AUGUUGCAGUUUUGUUUUCUAUCACUCAUAGACUUUAUGCUCAGUGUUUUAGUGUCUCCUAUGUUAACAGGAUGCCUCAACCCAACUGUGGUAAACGCAUCGGAGGUGGCAUUGGACCAGAUUAAUGCAGCCAGGAUGGAAAGAUACAUUUUCUUUUUAAGUAAAUUGUACUGUAUACAUAUUUGUUCAAAGGAGGAAAGCAAAACUCUCUUAGACCUGACAAUACUGUAGAUGGGGAUAAAGUGUCAUGUGAUCAGCAGAAGGAGCUGGAAAUCAUGUGAAAUAAGGGGUAAAGCAAAUGUUUAUGUGUUUGGAACAUGUAAUGUAUCUGUCUCUAUUCAGACUGGCAUCACUGUUCAUAGCUUUAAUUGCACCAUCCAAGAAGGUGUUUCAGGUGAGGCCAUACAUUUUCUUUGUCCAGACUGCCCAACAUCAAAGCGGCUGGAUUCUAAUGUAGUAAAGGCAGCACAUCUUUCACUUAAUAAAUUCAACAGGCAAUCACACUCUGCUAAUUACUUUACUCUCCUAAACAUAACAAAGGCGAGCAUACAGUGGGUUGUUGGUCCAACCUACUUUGUGGAGUUCAUCAUACGAGACUGUGCCAAAACUUUGAGUGAUACUGAGCUGUCUAUGUGCAAACCAAAAAGUGAGACAUCUGUGAGUAAAAGAGCAACCUAUUCAAUAAAUAAUACUGCUACUCAUAUUUACUAUCUAUACUGUAUAUACUAUGUGUACAUUAGAAUCUUACCAACCGCCACCAACUGCCCUGGUAAAAGGAAUCACAAUCUUUAUCUAAGGGAAAUGGAUCUCUAA
Molecule: messenger RNA, 813 nt
Organism: Clarias gariepinus (North African catfish)
Lineage: Eukaryota; Metazoa; Chordata; Actinopteri; Siluriformes; Clariidae
Biological process (GO): negative regulation of endopeptidase activity
Cellular component (GO): extracellular region
Molecular function (GO): cysteine-type endopeptidase inhibitor activity
Source: RefSeq, a predicted model, not a curated record